This is a messenger RNA of Neospora caninum, 642 nucleotides long. RefSeq lists its product as hypothetical. The transcript has a single exon. Bases 1 to 642 code for a protein of 213 amino acids. The record is from RefSeq and is a predicted model, not a curated record. Lineage: Eukaryota; Apicomplexa; Conoidasida; Eucoccidiorida; Sarcocystidae.
AUGGUGUUUUCUCCAUCAUACCCUCCAGAUGGUCUAGCAAUACUCCUGGCACCGUCAAAUGUCAUAUUGGCGGGAUGGAAUAUUGAACCACCGAAAAACGAGGAUCUACUAUCAUCUCUUCUUAGUGUAGCUGGUGGAUUUCAAGGAGCAGCAGCCGGUCAAGCAUAUUCGUCGGCGAAUCUUUUAUCAUCAGCCGCAAAACCGCUCACCAAUGCGCAAGUGGCUGAGUGGCUACUGCGAAAUGAAAGCGAUGUCGUAGCAGGCGAGUCGUCCUCUGUCGGACGGCCAAUUGAGGAAGCCGGUCUUUCUGCGGCUACGAGUUCUACCAGCACGAAGGCACCAGCUCCUGCGUUCCCGUUAACGGACGAGGAGUACAAGCAGCUGGACAAGGGCGAGCCUCUUCUAGAAGGCUUUCCUGUCCUUCCACUGUCCAGUAAUGCAUUGAGCAAUACAGAGCAGGAGCUGUUACCCACAUAUCCUCCAGACACCGCGUCAGAGACCCCCGUCGACUCGCUGUUCCUUCAAAAUCUUUCUGCAGCGAUGAAAAAUCCUGCAGUGGCACCUGAUGGGAGCGUAUCGCCGGUUCAGGUUAAUGAUCACGAGGAUACAGCCACGGAGGGCAAUCUGUACACCGACAAUUAA